AUGGCCAACUUAGUUAUUCCACCUUGGAGAGGAAAAGUUUAUCCCCCUCAAUUACUCCCACUCCAGUGCUACAAUUCUGCCACUACCUCUUAUCAGCCACCUCCACCUCCUGAAUUUUAUCAGCAACCACCUGCAAAUAAUUUUUACCAUCAACCUCCUGUGGAUAAUUACUACCAGCAACAUCCUGAAUUUUAUCAGCAUCCAUAUGCAACACCUUUUUACCACCAACCUCCUGCAAAUGCCUACUAUCAACAACCCCCUGCAAACAACUUACCCUUGAAUCCUGGACCUAUGAGACACCCUCAAGCAUCUGAAAGAGAAGAUUUAGACCCCUUGGAACCACAGGCACCCUUAUCUACUCAAAAUACUGGAAGUCAUCAUGGAGGACCUAAGAAAAGACAGGAGAAAACUGGAUUAUCCCCCACUCACCUUGGACACAAGAAAGCCCUUCCAAACCACUCUUUGGACAGAGAACCAGAAAUGCCUGAAUAUACUGGAGCAAGAAGGAAGAUAGUCAAAAUCAAACCUUUGGACAAGAGACUUUUUUUUGAUGGUAGCAACAUGCCCAUAGAAGAAUUUAUUAGUCAGUAUGAAGAAGCUGGAAAAUAUGUUGGAGCAAGCUCUCAAGACUUGGCCCACCAAUUCAUAUCAUUUAUCAGAGGACCAGACCUACAAGAUGAAGUGGAAGAGAUGUUUGGAUUUGAAAACUGCAAUUGGGAAACCUUGAAGAGAGAAUUAAUAGGAAGAUUUGCAAUCAAACUCACCCUGGAAGAAUGUGCUAGAGAAGAAUUGGUAGAUUUGGUCAGCUAUGUUGCAAACAUGGGAGGAAUCAGUACUCCAGAUCACUUCAAACCAUUCAGAUCCCAAUUUGAACAAAUUGCUCACUACCUAAUCAUAAAUGGAUACAAUUCCUGCAUGGAUGAAUUUGCAAAAUUAUUUUGGCAAUCCCUCAGCCCAAAUUUGGAAAAAGCCAUAUCUGAUCCACUUAUCUGGGAUGGUCACUUGGGUUUGGAUGAAAAUUUUCACAUUGCAGAACUACCACCCUAUAAUAUCAUUCUGGAAUAUAUUGGUAUGGAGCUUGAAAAAAUGGAUACUCUUCAAGAAGAACCUGGUCAACCUGAACAAAAAAACCAGCAGUUCAAUCAGAAUUACCAUACAGUAACCAACAUGGAAGAAUAUAACUCAGAAAUCCAGUCACCACUUACAGAAAAUUUCCCCCCAGCACUUUCAAAUUUGGAACCAUGCCCCCUGAUCCUGGACAAUGAACCAUCCCUGGAACACUUGGAAAAGGAAGAAACCAAAAACUUUGGAUCAGAAACAGAAAUCUUACCAGCAAAAAUUCAUUCAGAAAUAUCCUCACCAUAUUGUGCCUUGAUUGAAGAAAAUUGUUCCCCUGUAGUAUCAGCAGCCAUGGAAUUUUCCCCCCAGCUACCUCAGAAUUGUGAAGAAUUGGAACCCUUGGAAAAAAAUGAAAAAGAAAAUCCUGGACCAGAAAGUGCCAUCUGUGAAGAAAGCAGACCUACAGAGGAAGAAAAAUUCUCAGAAAAAAUUCAUCCCCAAGAAUAUUUAUCUUUAGAUCAAGUGGAAGAAAUCCCAGACAAACCUGUUCCUGAAUUUGCAAAAUUCCUAGAAAUCCUGGAAGAGAAGUACAAUGAAUUGGAACUCAAGUGGAGUCAAGUCCAGGAAUUAGAUCAACCAUUUGCUCAGAAAUUUGCUUCCCACCAGAAGAAAUCCCAGAAAAUCUUGUGA
Messenger RNA from Puccinia graminis f. sp. tritici CRL 75-36-700-3, 1749 nucleotides. RefSeq lists its product as uncharacterized. The record is from RefSeq and is a predicted model, not a curated record. NCBI's taxonomy places the organism in Eukaryota, Fungi, Basidiomycota, Pucciniomycetes, Pucciniales, Pucciniaceae. The coding region runs from base 1 to 1749 and encodes 582 amino acids. The transcript has 2 exons.